This is a messenger RNA of Anopheles maculipalpis, 1240 nucleotides long. It is a transcript of the gene Urod, whose product is annotated as uroporphyrinogen decarboxylase. The record is from RefSeq and is a predicted model, not a curated record. Lineage: Eukaryota; Metazoa; Arthropoda; Insecta; Diptera; Culicidae. The coding region runs from base 11 to 1237 and encodes 408 amino acids. The transcript has 2 exons. Gene Ontology annotation, biological process: heme biosynthetic process. Gene Ontology annotation, molecular function: uroporphyrinogen decarboxylase activity. Gene Ontology annotation, cellular component: cytosol.
CUCCACCAUCAUGGUCGAACCAGUUGUUCGCCCGUUUGUCGUGCGUUUCUUGUGCGGAUUGUUGGCCGGUUUUCUUACGGCCACGUUGAUCGUAGCGCUAAUGGCACGGCAGGGAAUCGCUCCUUUUGAGAUGGAACCUCCACCGCAACCGCUAGUAUCUCGAAUAAGUGAAGGGGGCGAUGACUUUCCUGCAUUAAAGAAUGAUAAUCUGCUUAGGGCAGCAAGGGGCGAGCCGGUCGAUCGCGUGCCCGUUUGGGUAAUGCGGCAAGCAGGCCGUUAUCUGCCAGAAUUUCAGGAGGUGCGAGCAAAGCAUGACUUCUUCACCGUUUGCAGAACACCGGAGCUUGCUUGCGAAGUGACAAUGCAGCCACUGCGCCGGUUCGAUCUCGAUGCUUCGAUCAUCUUCUCUGACAUCCUGGUGAUCCCGCAAGCGUUGGGCAUUACGGUCGAAAUGAAGCCGGGCGUUGGUCCGGUACUGCCCGAACCACUCGUCGGUCCUGCCGAUCUUGCACGUCUCAACCAGACUGGCACUAUUGAGCGAUUAAAGUACGUUGGUGAGGCGAUUACCAUGAUGCGCCGGAUGCUCGAGGGCAAGGUACCACUGUUCGGAUUCACCGGUGCACCCUGGACGCUGAUGGGCUACAUGAUUGAGGGAGGCGGCAGUAAAACCAUGUCGAAGGCGAAAGCAUGGCUUGCGGAUCAUCCGGAAGCCAGUCAACAGUUGCUGGACAUUCUCACCGACCAGAUUGUCGAUUAUUUAGUUAUGCAGGUGAAAGCUGGCGCACAGAUGCUGCAGGUAUUCGAAUCCAGUGCGGACCAUCUUAGCAAGGAACAAUUUCUAUCCGUUUCGUUACCCUGUCUGAAGCGGAUUCGUGUCGAUUUGCUGCGAAAACUGGCAGACGAGGGUGUUCCCGCUGUUCCGAUGGUGCUAUUCGCAAAAGGAGCAAUGCACUCGCUGGCGGAGCAAGCCGAAACCGGUUAUGAGGUGAUCGGGCUCGAUUGGACCAUUGAUCCGGAGGAGGCUCGCAAACAGGUCGGUCCGAAUGUGACACUGCAGGGCAAUCUGGACCCGCAGGACAUGUACAAAUCGCCCGAAGAGCUGCGCGAGCUUGUUCUGACGAUGGUACGAAAAUUUGGCAAGCAUCGCUACAUCGCUAACCUGGGACAUGGAAUUACUCCGCAAACACCUAUCGAAAGUAUGACUGUGUUGGUGCAGGCUGUUCAUGAUGCGUUGUGAUAA